CUGUUUAUCAACAAGUUCUCCUCAACCGCUGCCGCGAAGGAAUUUGCGUUGUUUUCGUUGGAAUUUUGUGAUUUAAAAUUUUAUCAAAAAAACAGAGAGGAAAAGUGUUAAUUUGAUCGUUGAUUCGUUUGAUUUGCACGUAAAUUAUUGUUGUGUUUGAGUGUUGUGUUGUUGGAUCAAUCUGCCGAGGAAAAACAAAAAUGACGAGCCACAAUUGGGGCAUCGAAGAAACCAAUCUCAUGAUCCGGAAGCGGCUGGAGCUACUCGGUUGCGCCCGCAGCGAUAAGGUCUACGAUCAGAUCUCCAACUAUCUGGCCGAGAAUCAUAACUAUUAUAAAAAUGCAGCAGCCUGUCAAACUCGGUUCAACAAUCUGCUGAAAACGUAUCGAAGUUGCAUCAAAAGGCAAGCGACCGGCGGGAAGGUUUGCAAGGUGAGGUUCCCCUUCUUCGAUACCUUCCAUCAGUACUAUGGGACCAUGAACGUUUCGGUGGAUAACGGAACUAACAAGUGUAAAACGGAGAUCUUCUUUGAUGAUUUAUUCGCUGAUUGUUCCUAUGCGGUGGACGGCGGUGGUGGUGGUGGCGGUGGCGGAGAUGUAGACGGUGGAUUAAUGGAGGGAGAUAGCAUGAUGAUGGAUUCCACGCAAACUGGGGACGAGUAUGUGGAAUCGCCGGAGGAUCAGCAUGGGCAGGACGGAGAAGAGGAGCUGACGACGUCCCUCACGGUCAACAAUGGGCUGGACGAUUUGAAACUGAGAUUGAUGGAACAGAAGUUGCUGUAUUACACCAAUCAAAACAUGUUGCUGCAGAUCAAGCAGGAACACUACCGACAAAAGGACCAGGAUCGAGCCCGGGGGCAGCUGAUGGCCGAGGAAAUCCUCAGGGUGCUGAGGGGAAUUCACACGUGCUUGAAAAAGAGCCUGGAAGUGAAAGUCGUCCCGCAGCAAAUGAAGAAGCCCACCGAAAACAGUGCUCCGUCGAAAGGCGAAAGCAUUCCGGUGGAGCCAAAAGUUAAGGAUGACAUAGUCGACGAGGAAGAGGAAGCCGAGGAGGAGGAGGAAGCGGACUGCAGCAGUUCGGUGAUGCCGGUCGACGUGGAAUCCGGCGAUGAGGAAGAAGAGGAAGAGGAGGAAGAAUUCAAUGGGGACGGGCAGUCGGGCAGCGGUGGAAGUAGCGAGGAGGUGAUUAAAAAACCAGAACUUCCAAGACUGAAAGUGAGAAAGAAUAUAUUCCCGGCUUGGAAUCGAAUUCAGACGGUGUUGCUGAUAAAAAUCCACUGCGAUCUGAGGCCCAAGUUCAAGGGAUACAAUCUGUUCGAGUGCGUUUCGAACAAGCUGAUUGAGUUGCACAUAAAUAGGACGCCUAGAGACUGUCGAACACGAUGGAAUAAUCUUUUUAGGAGCUACAAGGAAUGCCGAUCGAGGUUGCGCGUGAACGAUAAAGCUCCGGUGAAGUUCGAGUACUUUGACGAGAUCGAUGCCUAUUAUAAGGAUUGCCAAUUUUUGACGAACAUAGUUUAAGUUUCAAAUUGUACAUUUAAUGAACCAGAGAUCUUUUAUAUUCUGUAACAAUACAUGAAAUGAAAUGUUGCUAAAAUUUUGAA
This is a messenger RNA of Armigeres subalbatus, 1603 nucleotides long. RefSeq lists its product as uncharacterized. Lineage: Eukaryota; Metazoa; Arthropoda; Insecta; Diptera; Culicidae. Bases 201 to 1520 code for a protein of 439 amino acids. The record is from RefSeq and is a predicted model, not a curated record. The transcript is spliced from 3 exons.